UUGACCCAGGACCAGUAUGGACGCCGCCGACUCAUCGAUAUCUAACCACAUUUUUAGUAGGUGUCCUGUGUGGCGCACGCGGCACCACGCUAGUCAGGAUCAACUCUCGUCUCACUUUAUAGCCGCAGCGCGUUGCUGUAUGCAUGCUCACCUUUGGCCGACGUUGACCCAGGAGGCCAGGACCAGGAUGGACGCCGCCGACUCGUCGCCGAUGGACAUCGUCCUCUUCCCGUGGCUCGCGUUCGGUCACAUGCUCCCCUUCCUCGAGCUCGCGGAGCGUCUGGCGGCCCGCGGUCACCGCGUCUCCUUCGUCUCGACGCCGCGCAACAUCAGCCGGCUCCCGCCGGCAGUCGACGUCCACCUGGUGGCCCUGCCGCUCCCCCGCGUGGAUGGCCUCCCCGAGGGAGCCGAGGCCACCACCGACCUCCCGCCGGGCAAGGGCGAGCUCCUCCAGAAGGCCUCCGACGGCCUCGCCGGGCCAUUCUCCGCCUUGCUAGACGGCGACAAGAAGCCGGACUGGGUCGUCGUCGACACAUUGCACUACCUAGCCGCCGCCGCCGCCGUCGACCGGGGCGUGCCGUCCGUGAUGUUCGCCACCUGCUCCUCCGCGUCGACCGCCCUCUGGGGCGUUCCGCGCAUGUCGACGACCGUUGACCCGGAGCUAGGGGCUUCGCUAGGCCAGCGCUUCAUGUUAACCUACCAGAGCUGCAAGAUGGUGGCACAGCGGUGCUGCAUGGAGUUCGAUCCCGACAGCGUGGUUCUGCUGCCCGGCAUCUACGGCAAGCCGUUCGUCCCUCUCGGCCUGCUGCCGCCGCCUCUGAGGUCCAACGGAGGCGACGCGCUCGUGUCGUGGCUCGACCGGCAGCCGGCGAAAUCCGUCGUCUACGUCGCGCUGGGAAGCGAGGCGCCGCUGAGCACGGAGCUGGUGCACGAGCUAGCCAUCGGCCUGGAGCUCGCCGGGGCGGCGUUCCUCUGGGCGCUGAGGAAGCCCAGCGGCGUCCCCGACGACGAGGUCCUUCCUCCGGGUUUCCAGGAGCGCACCAAGCACCGCGGGCUCGUGACAAUGGGGAUGGUCCCGCAGACCAGGGUGCUGGCGCACGACUCCGUCGGCGCGUUCCUGACGCACUGCGGGUGGAGCUCCGCCAUCGAGGGGAUGCAGUAUGGACGCCCCCUUGUCAUGCUGCCAUUCUUCGGAGACCAAGGGCCAAUCGCUCGGCUAAUGGACGGGAAGAAGGUUGGAUUGCCGGUGCCUAGGAACGGCAAGGAUGGAUCGUCUUUUGACCGAGAAGGCGUCGCGUCGGCGGUCCGGGCCGUCGUGGUGGAGGAAGAAGGUAGACGUGUCUUCGCGGCCAAUGCCAAGAAGCUCCAACAGAUUGUCGCGGAUACUGCAUGCCACGAGACGUGCAUUGAUAAUUUCGUUCAGCAACUACGAUUCUACAAGGGGUAGUGACGGCCGGGCCCAACGCGUUUUCGUUUGUGUGGUAGGGCCUAAAAAAAACUUGCGGGCACACGCAGCGCAUCACUGUCUGGUCUGCCUAAAAUAAAUCACUGUCUAGUACUUAUUUUUGGAUGAGUCGUCUCGUCAUAUUUUCAAGUGCUAAAAGUAAAGUAAAAUGUAUCACUGUCUUUUUUUUGCGGGGAAAA
Aegilops tauschii subsp. strangulata is the source of this 1644-nucleotide messenger RNA. RefSeq names its product UDP-glycosyltransferase 91B1. Gene Ontology annotation, molecular function: UDP-glucosyltransferase activity. Lineage: Eukaryota; Viridiplantae; Streptophyta; Magnoliopsida; Poales; Poaceae. The record is from RefSeq and is a predicted model, not a curated record.